AUGCCUUUACUACAGAUCACUUUGUGUGCCGUCAUCGCUUGCGCCGUCGCCGGAGACGUUCGCGAUAAGCGCAGCUACCUCAGCAGCGGGUGGAGCGGUACCAGUGGUGGAUGGAGUGGUUACAGCUCAUUGGGCAGCCACGGAAACUAUGGCAGCUACGGAGGGCUGAGUGGCUAUGGGGGCUACAGUGGUCUGAGUGGAUACUCAGCCGGGCAUGUCGCACCCGCCGCACGUCUCGUCACCGUAAACAAAGUUGUGAAUACCCAACGCGUAGUUAAUGUGCCACAGGUGGUCAGCGUACCCAAAGUGGUAUCAGUGCCUCAAGUUGUCUCCGUUAACAAAGUGGUCGCUGCGCCAAGUCACUCCAUCAGCGGCUAUGGUUCUGGAUAUAGUUCUGGAUAUGGUUCUGGAUACGGUUCUGGAUACGGUUCUGGAUACGGUUCUGGAUACGGUUCUGGAUACGGAUCUGGAUAUGGUUCUAGCUACGGCUAUGGCUCUGGAUACUCUGGACAUGGUUCCAGGUACUCAAGUGGAUGGUGGUGA
Messenger RNA from Pieris macdunnoughi, 543 nucleotides. NCBI's taxonomy places the organism in Eukaryota, Metazoa, Arthropoda, Insecta, Lepidoptera, Pieridae. The record is from the annotation of a GenBank genome assembly.